Molecule: messenger RNA, 1302 nt
Organism: Trypanosoma grayi
Lineage: Eukaryota; Euglenozoa; Kinetoplastea; Trypanosomatida; Trypanosomatidae
Exons: 1
Coding region: 1-1302 (433 amino acids)
Source: RefSeq, a predicted model, not a curated record
AUGAAGGGACGGCUGACUCUACUGUGCGUCAUCGUGGUUGCAUGUAUACUAGUGCUGGUGCUAACAGAUGGCGAUGAUGUCGCCCCAACGCGUGAGCAAUCGUUGCGUCACACAGUUGUGGAUUGUGCACUCAGCAGAUUCGCCAUGAAGAUUAAAUUUCUUGACGUGGUGUCAAGUAUAUGUGGUAAGAAGUGCACAGCGCCAUCGAAGCCGUUAUUCUGUGAUCGCGAACGUUUCCUCCAGACGCAUGGAAGCCCCCGUUUCGAUUUCUCCCACAUUCCCAGAGAUGCGUUGCGCAGAAAUGGGGAGAGAGUGGAUGUGAUUUACUCCGCUAUUGGGGAGCGUUUCUACGGCGCUGGGGGCCAGUCGUACGUUUUUGAUUCUAUCCGGCAGUGGCGCCUUUUUCACUCGUCUGAUGAGUCACGGGUUUUUCUCGUAAUGGACGACGCGCGCAUGUUGGACCCCCAGACAGUGAUAUAUCAGCGUGACCUUGAUAUAACACUGGUUGCAAAAAGUAGUGUAGAAAGUCCGCGACUGGAGCGAUAUCGGCGACUAUUUUACAUACAAGGCUUCAUGCACCCAGGCGGGAAUCGCUCUACGGGAAAUAAACAUUUUAAUCAGCUCGUGACGGAGCGUUUUUUCGCCGUUGCCGCUGUUAUGAAUCGAUUUGGGCUACGCCAUGUCCUUCACGUGGAGAACGAUAAUAUGAUUUACGCCAAUAUGAGAAGAAUCGUCACGGCGAUAGCUAGGUGUGGGUACGACAUAGCAUCGACUGCGCCUUCAGCUGAUAUAUUUGUGCCUGGAGUCGUUUACAUUAGGGACGCGGCGUCGAUUGAGCGGUUUGUUGACUAUCUCAACGACUUUUUGGACUGCGGGAAGAGUUUCGGUCUUGCCGUGGGACGCCAGGUCACUGGAAAGAAGGAUCCCUACGCCAACGACAUGACGUACCUGAUGAAUUACUAUCAGCUUUUUGGGUCGGCAUAUGUGGGGGAACUUCCGGCUUGGCUGCAUGUGGAGGGGGAAAACUGUGUUGUGGAGAGCUCAAAGCAACUUGGGAUCCCACCUUUUCUCUUCGACUCGGCAUCGUUUGGGCAGUGGUACAGCUUUGCCGCCCUAUACGGGACUUCUGUGCCCCCCUCAAAAGUUGUAAAGGUAGUGAAGAGACGUUACUUGGACAUCACGCCUCCGCCGGAGAUAUCAUGGGUAUAUGAGGACGGAAAGAAGAUACCUCUAUGGAAGGGAUUCCGCCUAGUCUCUUUACAUAUACAUGCGAAAAACCUACACAAUUUCACAUCUCAGUGA